Messenger RNA from Erinaceus europaeus (western European hedgehog), 1411 nucleotides. It is a transcript of the gene MINDY4B, whose product is annotated as MINDY family member 4B. Lineage: Eukaryota; Metazoa; Chordata; Mammalia; Eulipotyphla; Erinaceidae. Gene Ontology annotation, molecular function: K48-linked deubiquitinase activity; cysteine-type deubiquitinase activity. The record is from RefSeq and is a predicted model, not a curated record. Gene Ontology annotation, biological process: protein K48-linked deubiquitination. The transcript has 13 exons. The coding region runs from base 1 to 1392 and encodes 463 amino acids.
AUGCCUAAGCAUGUGGACAUGGAGGCCUCGGGUCAGGAACAACGCUCCCAAGAGCUGGAUUUAGAGGAGAUCACCAGGAAAAUCUCAUUUCUUGACAAGUGGAGGGAAAUCUUUAGCUAUCAUGGGCUGGGAACCAAUAAUACAACUCCUCAGAGUCACAGAGGCAGCCAUAUAUCUGCAGAUGAAACUGAGCAUGGAACAGGAAUAGCUCAGCCCAAGGGACAAGGAUAUAUGCCAUCGAUCAGCCUUUGUCCUAUUCCCAAACCCUCCGUCAUCUCUUCAAAAUUAAGAGGCUUCCCUAUCUCUCUGGCAAUGGCUAUGAAGUUGCAGCAAAGUCUUUUUGAAAGCCCAGUUCAUGUCUUCAGUUAUGACUGGAAAAAGGCCUUUUUCAGCUUCCAUGAUCCUUUUUCUGACCUGGCUUUCACUUUAGAAAUGGGAAAGGGAGGUGCCCGCACCAUCCAGAUGGCUGUCCAAGGGUCCAUCCUCAAGUACUUGUUAUUUACAAGGAAGGAGAAAGACUGUAACUUCCACAGCUUACGUGCAACGAGCAAGCUGCAGCAGGAGCGAGCCCUGGCCUCGGCACUGGCCGGCAUCCUGUGGGCUGCAGGGGAUGCUCAGAAGGCCAUUGUCUGUCUUGUCACUGAGGACACGAAUGUUGCCUUGACUCCUGACUACUCCAGGGACGGUUUCACUGAGCGGCUGCAGCUGUUUGAACUCUUACAGAAGGAAGCCACUGAGAAAUUCAUCUAUGAUCAUUUACAAUGUUUCAAAGAGGAAGGAAAUCACGGUGUCAUACUGUUUCUCUACAGUCUAAUCUUCUCUAGAACAUUUGAAAGGCUUCAGACAGACCUGGACAUCUCCACUACUCAGCUGUUACAACCGAGUGCUGGAGGCUUUCGGUGCAGGCAGGCAGUCCUGAACCUGAUUUUAACUGGAAGAGCCAGCCCUAACGUCUUCAAUGGCUGUCAGGAAGGAGAGGCUGGGGAGGUGCUGCGUGGCGUUCUGUCCCGAAGUGACCUAGGCUAUUUGCAGUGGGAGAAGAACAUGGCAGAAGACAACAGGAUGUCACAGGUGGGCAGCAUGCUGAAGACACCUAAAUUUCCCAUCUGGCUGUGCAACAUCAAUGGGAAUUACAGCAUCCUUUUUAGCACCAACAGACAGCUUUUAUCGGACUGGAAGAUGGAGCAUCUCUUUGAUCUGUACUUUUACAGUGGGCAGCCCUCUCAGAAGCAGCCCUUCCAUCUUACAGUUGAUACUCACUCCCAUCCCUGGGAAAGUGAUCAGUGUGAGGAAAAUCACAGUGGAAAUCGGUGCUCGCCUGUGGAGAUGGCCAUCAGGACCAAAUGGAGAGAUGCCACCAUCAACUGGAAUGGAGCGCUCCCCUUUUUCUAAACAGCAAGUCAGGUUGUGC